This is a messenger RNA of Danio aesculapii, 1341 nucleotides long. It is a transcript of the gene npffr1l3, whose product is annotated as neuropeptide FF receptor 1 like 3. Gene Ontology annotation, biological process: G protein-coupled receptor signaling pathway. The coding region runs from base 1 to 1341 and encodes 446 amino acids. The transcript is spliced from 3 exons. Lineage: Eukaryota; Metazoa; Chordata; Actinopteri; Cypriniformes; Danionidae. Gene Ontology annotation, cellular component: membrane. Gene Ontology annotation, molecular function: peptide binding; neuropeptide receptor activity. The record is from RefSeq and is a predicted model, not a curated record.
AUGGAGGGCUCUGAGACGGUGGGAUUAUGGGCAGAUAUCUCCAUCUGCGUCAUCUCAAACAUACACUGCACCAACCAGACCAACGUGACCAACUCCAGCACAAUGGCAGGCAUCAUCCUGUCUCCGUAUUACCAGCACUCACUGCCGACGGCUGCGCUGUUCACGCUGGCCUAUCUGUUCAUCUUCCUGCUGUGCCUGAUGGGGAACGCUCUGGUGUGUGUGAUAGUCCUGAGGAACCGGCACAUGAGGACCGUGACUAACAUCUUCAUCCUCAAUCUGGCUGUCAGUGACCUGCUGGUCGGCAUCUUCUGCAUUCCCACAACAUUAGUGGACAACCUCAUAACAGGUUGGCCUUUCAGCAACACUGUAUGCAAACUGAGUGGUCUGGUGCAGGGAAUGUCAGUCUCCGCAUCCGUUUUUACAUUGGUCGCCAUUGCUGUGGACAGGUUUCGCUGCAUCGUUUACCCGUUCAAGCCCAAACUUACGCUCUUCAUCGCCAAAGUCUCAAUAGGCACGAUCUGGCUUCUCGCCCUCACCAUAAUGUUUCCAUCGGUCCUAAUGCUAACCGUCGAGCAAGAAAAAGCACACUUCAUGAUAUACAAUGAUGACUACAACAACACAUACCCACUAUACUCCUGCUACGAGACCUGGCCAGACCCCGAAAUGAGGAAAAUCUACACCACAGUGCUGUUCAUACACAUAUACGUGAUCCCGCUAGCGCUCAUCAUGCUAAUGUACGGACGCAUCGGCGCUAAGCUGUACUCCGCAGCUGUCAGCGAGCAUGCUAAUGCGCAGGGAAAGAGGAAAAUCCGCGUGGUGAAGAUGCUAAUUAUGGUGGCGCUGCUUUUCAUGCUAUCCUGGCUGCCGCUCUGGACGCUCAUGAUGCUAACUGAUUACGGACAUCCAGACGACGACAGUUUGGAGAUCUUAACCAGCUACGUAUUCCCUCUCUCCCAUUGGCUGGCGUUCUCCAAUUCCAGCGUCAAUCCCAUCAUCUACGGCUACUUCAAUGAGAACUUUAAGAGAGGUUUUCAGGCGGUGUUUCAGCGGCAGGCUUGUUUUCGGGGCCGACGGAAAAUACGCUUUAGAGUCAAACGCCCCCGUCAGGGCUGCAGCCCACUGAAUACUGGCGUUCUGGGCAGCAAAACGAACCGUAUCUUCACGGAGAGCGAUCUGACAGGGUGUGUUCGGCUGGAGCUGGAGCACCGGAGGGUGUCGAUUAUCGAAAAUAAGGCCGAAGGGGGAAACUCUGGCUCGUCAGCGAGAAGAGAAAUCCACUUUGAAGAGAUUGAAAAGGUGUCUUCUGUGGGAGGUAAAAUAUACAACGCGUGGGAGCUUUGA